GCGGGGCGUGUCCCCCCCGCCCCCAGCCGUGCUUCACGACAGUGGGCAGGGGAGACCUAGCCGCCGACAGUGCCGCGCUCCAGUGGCGUGUGCUACCUACCCGGCAGUGGCUGCGCCAUGGCGACAGCGGGGGGGCCCGGCGAGGAGGACGCCUUCGCGCGCUACCGCUCCCCGCUGGUGUCACGCUACGCCAGCCCCGAGAUGGGCUUCAACUUCAGCGAGAGGAAGAAGUUCGGCACCUGGCGGCGGCUCUGGCUCUACCUGGCCCAGGCCGAAAAGUCACUGGGGCUGCCUAUCACUGAUGAGCAAAUCCAAGAGAUGGAAGCCAACCUGGACAACAUUGACUUCAAGAUGGCAGCAGAGGAGGAAAAGAAACUGCGUCAUGAUGUGAUGGCCCAUGUGCACACCUUUGCACACUGCUGUCCCAAAGCUUCAGGCAUCAUUCACCUUGGAGCCACUUCAUGUUAUGUGGGGGACAACACGGACCUGAUUGUUCUGCGUGAUGGCUUCAAUCUGCUGCUACCCAAGCUCGCCAGGGUGAUCAGCCGGCUUGCCGAUUUUGCUGAGAAGUAUGCCAACUUGCCUACGUUGGGCUUUACUCACUACCAGCCUGCCCAGCUCACCACAGUGGGAAAGCGCUGCUGCCUGUGGAUCCAGGACCUGUGCAUGGACCUGCAGAACCUAGAGCGUGGACGGGAUGACUUGCGAUUUCGUGGGGUGAAAGGCACCACUGGCACUCAGGCCAGCUUCCUGCAGCUCUUUGAAGGCAAUCAUGAGAAAGAGCUCGACAGGCUGGUGACUGCCAUGGCAGGAUUUAAGCGAGCUUAUAUAGUAACAGGUCAGACAUAUAGCCGCAAAGUGGAUAUUGAAGUCCUAAGUGUGCUGGCCAGUCUGGGGGCAUCCAUACACAAGAUCUGUACUGACAUCCGCCUGCUGGCCAAUCUCAAGGAGAUAGAGGAGCCUUUUGAAAGAGAUCAGAUUGGUUCAAGUGCCAUGCCUUACAAGAGGAACCCAAUGCGUUCAGAGCGUUGCUGCAGUUUGGCCCGUCACCUAGUGACCCUAGUUCUGAACCCUCUCCAGACAGCCUCCGUGCAGUGGUUUGAACGCACUUUGGAUGAUAGUGCAAACAGGCGCGUGUGUCUGGCUGAGGCUUUCCUGACAGCAGACAUCAUACUGAGCACACUGCAGAAUAUCUCCGAGGGACUCGUGGUCUAUCCCAAGGUGAUUGAGAGACGGAUCCGACAGGAGCUACCCUUCAUGGCCACAGAGAAUAUUAUCAUGGCUAUGGUGAAAGCUGGGGGCAAUCGUCAGGAUUGUCAUGAGAAGAUACGAGUCCUUUCCCAGCAGGCAGCUGCAGUUGUGAAACAGGAAGGGGGCGAUAAUGACCUUAUUGCCCGUAUCCGUGCUGAUCCCUACUUCAGCCCCAUCCAGGGACACUUGGAGAGCCUCCUGGACCCCACAUCCUUCACUGGACGUGCACCGCAGCAGGUGGCAAGGUUCCUGAAGGAGGAGGUUCAUCCAAUGCUUACUCCAUACCAAAGCAAGAUGGGUGUGAAAAUAGAGCUGGCACUUUAGCCUGAUAUGGAGUUGUAUGGGUGUGCGAGAUAAUGAAAGUCUGAAAGAACCAAGCCUGUUUACUGUGUCUGCUUACAUGGGGCGUACCCAUGGUGCGCCUUAAAAACCCAGGGCUUUCACCCACACAUCCCAGACAUGCCAUCAUGCUCCUUAUUCUGGGUCUACUCUAUAGCCAUCUCUUCUCCUCUGUGUGCGCUAAGAUUGCUGGCAGGAGGUUUCCCAAUUUUCUUCUGGUUAGAUCAUGACUAAACCAGAUUGACAGCUCUCUUGCUUGCACAUUCCUAAACUCACAUGGUAUUUCAAGCACCAACAACUCACCAGCAUUUAAAAAUAACAGAGAAAACAGCUUUGCUCAUGUUCCCAUCUUCUUCAUCUGGCCUCAGGAAUCACUCAGCACAGAUGUAGUUUAAGUUGUGUUUAGAUAGCUUUUCUUAAAAGUGAAUUUGGGAGCACCAUGACCUAAAUGCACUCAACACCUGCCUACAGUGGGGAUUAGGUCUCAUGGUUAGGAACAGUGAAGGGAGAAGGCCAGCACCUGGUUGUUCACAUUAUAGUUGUGGUCCUCAAAGCUACACAGAUAUCGCAUGCUUUUUCUCUGCCUCUUCUGGAAACUAAGAUUGGUGCCAGCUGUGGAAUGCAGGUGUGAAAUGUUGGGAUCAGCCUUAGAUUAAAUUCUACUGGGCUUGAUUUCUUGAUAAAGCACAAAGGAAAAAGUCAGACCAAUUGGAAGCUAUUGUUUAAUAAACAUAAAACUUUGUUCAGUAAUCCCAUCUGAACCUUCUAUUUGGGGUCUAUAACAGGAUGUGGAAGAAUUUCAUUCAAGAUUUUUCUCUCUUAUCCAACUGAAUUAACUUAGAGCCCUUUGGGGGUUCUAAGACUUUGCAGUAUGUGCCAGUAUGAAGACAAGCUGCUCAAGACCACUGACCAGAGCCAAGACCAAGGGGAUGGAUUGAACCACUCUUAUAUACACCAUUAACCAACAAAGCCUUUUAAUGACUAUUCCCUACCUCAGCAGUUGUGCAUCCUAUGCUAAAACCACUGUCUAAGAAUGUCUUGCCAUCUUACAACUCUGUACUAAUACUGUUAUGGUGCACAGGGCCUCAUGGCAUUGAAACUUAUUAACCCCUUGGGCCUUGUGCAUGUCUAACUGCAUGCCUUGGAUUGUAUUAACAUACAUCAGCUAUGUAGACAUGUAAAUAACCAUUAUU
Molecule: messenger RNA, 2783 nt
Organism: Alligator sinensis (Chinese alligator)
Lineage: Eukaryota; Metazoa; Chordata; Crocodylia; Alligatoridae
Gene: ADSL
Product: adenylosuccinate lyase
Exons: 13
Coding region: 118-1575 (485 amino acids)
Biological process (GO): 'de novo' AMP biosynthetic process
Cellular component (GO): cytosol
Molecular function (GO): N6-(1,2-dicarboxyethyl)AMP AMP-lyase (fumarate-forming) activity; (S)-2-(5-amino-1-(5-phospho-D-ribosyl)imidazole-4-carboxamido) succinate lyase (fumarate-forming) activity
Source: RefSeq, a predicted model, not a curated record